Messenger RNA from Truncatella angustata, 2966 nucleotides. RefSeq lists its product as uncharacterized. The transcript has 3 exons. NCBI's taxonomy places the organism in Eukaryota, Fungi, Ascomycota, Sordariomycetes, Amphisphaeriales, Sporocadaceae. The record is from RefSeq and is a predicted model, not a curated record. The coding region runs from base 344 to 2827 and encodes 827 amino acids.
GGAUCAACCCCAGAAUGCGUCAUCAGCUGGACCUUUCCUCUGAAGCAAGAACAGUCCUAUGGAGCUUGGCGGAGACAGUUGGCGCGGCGAAGCAUCGGCAGGAUGGAGAUCGCAAUGCCUUCUUCCCAUCCUUUAACAUCAGUGCUCUUCCGUUCGUGCAAGCACAAGACUCUUCCCGAGACCUGCCUCUCCAUCGUUUGAUGUUUGCGGUGCAAUCAAUGACAUGAGGCCUGUGUUUCAUCUCUAGAUCUGUAUCUACAGUAUAUCACCACUUUUUAUUCUGGUUGUAUUCUUCUUGUCUAGCCUUGCUAUUCAGUAUUGACUUCCACCACCACUGCCCGCCAUGAGAUUGAGCGGCUGGACGGCCCUGGCGGCCCUGGGGUCAUUCAUGACCACCGAAGCCUCAACAUUGACACCUCCGGUUUUGCCACUGGCUGUACGCAACCCGUACCUAAGCACCUGGCUCGGAAAUGCGCGACACGAGCCGUGGAGCAGUUGGCCUAUAUUUUGGACAGGCAAGACCUUUGGGUUUGGCAUUUUGGCAUCCAUCCCGGAGACUAAUACCGUGUACCCCCUUCUUGGUGCGCCUCAUCACUUUCUGAAGGGUGAUCAGAAAAGUAACUUCACGGUUGCAUUCCCCCAAUAUCAUGGAGCUGACUUUGAUGCCUCGACAACAAACCUCACGUACACGAUCUCGAGUUCCAAGUCAGACAAGGCAGUCAAGAUCACAUUGUCUUUCUUAUCUCCUAUCACGCCGACAUCCACCUUCCGUCAAGCGCUGCCUGCGUCCUAUAUGACAUUCGUUGUUGAGGGAGACUUGAAUGUGAGCUUGUUUGUUGACAUCAACGGUGAAUGGGUGAGCGGAGACAGGCAGAAUGAAGUUGCUUGGGAACUCCAUGAGCCAAAAAAUUCCAACAAGUCGGAAACAGCCAUCAAGUCGUGGAGAAUAUCCCGAGCACAACAGCAGCUUUUAACAGAACAUGACGACCAAGCUGAAUGGGGGACACUUUACUUCUCUGGUCCUGCUGAUAUUGACCACCAAGCUGGCGAGAUUCGAUCUGUCACUAGGCAAUUCGCUAGGCACGGCCACCUGAACAACGACACCGAGUCCUCGCCGCGCAGAAUGUUUGAUAAGGAGCCUAUUUUUGCGUUCGCCAAGCACUUUGUUCUUGAUGGCGCCUACAAUGCCACCACUCACACAGAUAGUGCAGUGUUUACCUUCUCAUUGAUCCAAGAUCCUGUCGUUCAAUUUGCAUCAUCCAGAGGGCUCACGCAAAUGCGCCCAUUAUGGGCGUCGUACUUCUUCACCGCUGAGGACAUGUUGCAAUUUCACUACGAUGACUACGAGACUGCGGCCAAGCUGGCAAAUGACUACUCGACACAGCUAGCCAAGGAUGCGUAUGCCUCUGGUUCUUCUGAGUACAAGGACAUUGCAGAGCUUUCUGCCCGCCAGAUCUUUGGUGCAACACAAUGGGCGGGAACGCCGGACAACCCGAUUCUCUUCCUGAAGGAGAUAUCUUCUAACGGAAACUUCCAGACGGUGGAUGUCAUCUUCCCGGCCUUCCCCUUCUUCCUCUACACAAACCCCCAGUGGUUAGCUUAUCUCCUGGAGCCCCUCUUGGAGCACCAGCUGAGUGGACAGUAUCCCAACGACUACAGCAUGCAUGAUCUCGGGACUCACUUCCCCAACGCGACCGGUCACAACGACGGUAAUGACGAGUAUAUGCCGGUAGAGGAAUGCGGAAACAUGUUGAUCAUGGCUCUGGCUUUGGCGAAUGCGCUCAAAGAUGGUUCACAGCCCGCGUUCGGGAGAGAAGCUCCGGUCUUUGCCCAGCUAAUCAACCCUAGCGUUGUCGACGAGUUCAUAUCUGUCGACCAGUACGGUAUGGAUAAGUCCUUCGAAGAUAUGGGUACGACAGGAAGCAAGGUAGCUAAGCGGUGGGUCUCAAAGUCAUAUUCCUUGUGGGAGAAGUGGAAUGGAUAUCUUGUUCGCGAAUCGCUCAUCCCCGAGAACCAGCUCUGCACGGAUGACUUUGCUGGCUGGUUGGCUAACCAGACGAACUUGGCCUUGAAGGGCAUCGUUGGUAUUCGAGCCAUGGCGGACCUCUCGGCCAUCGUUGGCAACGAUAAAGACGCUAAAGAGUACAAGCGCAUCGCCGAUGACUACAUCAAGCAAUGGGAAGAUUUUGGCAUCUCCAAGGAUGGAACUCAUGCCAAGCUAUCUUACACAUGGCAAGGUUCCUGGACAACUUUGUACAAUCUUUACGCCGAUGCGCUGCUUUGCUUUCACACUUCGGAGAACAAAUCGCCAAUUAGGGACAGUGUUUCCGAGGCUCAGGAUCAGGCAAGACUGGUCGGAGACUCUAGCGUGACAUCGAAAUCGACCUUUAUCCCAGACCGAAUCUACCAAAUCCAGAGCGAUUGGUAUUAUAAUGUCGUGCAGCGAUAUGGCCUCCCUCUUGAUCAACGCAACCUGCAAGCCAAGAGUGAUUGGGAAUUUUUCGCUGCCGCAAUCACUAGCAAGAAGACGCGGUCGACAAUUCUUACCAAUGUUGCUCGCUGGGUAAACGAAACCGUAACAGGUCUACCCUUCACGGAUCUGUAUGAUACGGAAACAAGUAACUACCCUGGUGCGCAGUUCAAAGCCCGCCCAGUGGUUGGCGGUCAUUUUGCAUUCCUCGCACUUGAAAGAGCUUGCGGUGGCAAGGCUACGGAAGGCCUCAAGUUUUUGGAUGAGCGCAGCCCCGCAUUUAUCGACGUAGCAAUGGCCCUGGAAGCCGACAUGGUCGAGGAUAAGCCUGUAGGGAAGAGCCCUUCAGAGCUAUAGGAGAGCUACUGAACUAAGCCAAGAGACCAGUGUGUCUUUGGGGCUAUUGGGACAGCACUCACCUGCGUAAAAUAGUAUAGCUUCAGUGAUUAUUGGUAGGAACGAAUAUCAUGGUUAAAACACUUCCAUUUCACAGAAA